GAGCUGAGACUUUCUAGUGUACUGGCAGCUGUCGCUCCCAAUUCUGCCAGCUGGUAACAGCUCCGAAAGGCUCGCUCCGGCACCUCGCGACCCUCUGACCCGAAGUUCACCAAAACUUUCGGGAGACGGACCAGCCCCGGCGGCGGCGCACCACGACAACGCGACAAGAAAUUGGACCGACUAGCCAGCGGCCCCGAGGCAGCAGAAGUACGGCAAGAUCUUGGCCCGACUCAGCAUGCAAUCCCCGCUCCUCCAGGCGGCGCUGCGGCGGCCGACCGCCCAGCUGCUUCCUCGCUGCGCUCUACCGACAUCAAGCUGCCCAGCCGCUGCACGUCCCUUCUCCAACCUCCCCACCCUUCGUCCAACCCUCCUGCACCCGUCCACCACCACCACCGUCUUCCGCGCCCCGAACCAGACAUUACUCUCAUCACCAACCCUCACCACAACGGCAGCCACCACAACAACGACAACAACCGCAGCAGAAGCCGGCUGCCAGACGACGCUGCUGCUGGACCUGCUCCCCAAGCGCGCCAUCACGUCGCACCCGGCGCUGGCCGGCUGCGCCAGCCAGAUCCGCUGCGGGCCGCGCCCGACCAUGGCCCGCGCCACGCGGCUCAUCCAGAAGCGCCGCCACGGCUUCCUCAGCCGCGUCAAGACGCAGUCCGGGCGCAAGACGCUUGCGCGGCGGAAGGCCAAGGGGCGGAAGCGCUUGAGUGCUUGAUUUUUUGUUUUGGUCUUUCUUUGGUGUUUGGUGGUUGUUGUUUGCGCUGCGCCUGCGUUGCGUUGCGGUGUUCGGUUGGGCUGGGUGCCAUCCAUGGAUGGAUGGAUAGGUAGAUCAGGGAGGGAGACAGUUCAUUGAGUAACUGGGAUCGUGAUGGAGGGGGGCUGUAUAUUACCGACCGAUGCCAGAGGGAAACGGCAAAAUGUAUUAUAUCGGGAUAUAGACGCCGUUUUGAGGGUUGGAAUCAUGAGCAUACAGAAAGCGCUCCGCUUCCUGUUUCAUUGAAGGGAUUUGUGGGUAGGAUUGGGGAGGAUGCCUCACCGUUGUGUCGGCGUUCUGGGCCCCUACUUCGCUCAAAC
Molecule: messenger RNA, 1080 nt
Organism: Thermothielavioides terrestris NRRL 8126
Lineage: Eukaryota; Fungi; Ascomycota; Sordariomycetes; Sordariales; Chaetomiaceae
Exons: 2
Coding region: 236-721 (161 amino acids)
Biological process (GO): translation
Cellular component (GO): ribosome
Molecular function (GO): structural constituent of ribosome
Source: RefSeq, a predicted model, not a curated record